AUGCGGACGCUGGCGGUGCUUGUGAUCCUUGCUUUGGCGGGAGGAAAGGUGGCAGCGGACCACUCCAAACUGUCAACGAAAGAGUGCUUCAGGGAGGGGGGGAAAUGUACUCCAAAGAGCGACUGCGAAUCGAGCGCUGCCAAGCUGACCCCGUGUGAGGAGCCGGGCGCCGUGUGCUGUAGGGCCGCGGCCGUCGGCAGUCUCUCCAGGGAUGGUCUCCUGGGCUUUGACACACUCUCCAUAGAGCCACGAGUUGAUAGGUGCAGCAACCGGAAGUGCAGACGGUGGUACAGAGGUUGGUGGACGAGGACCCCCGAGAACUGUCAACCCAAACGGCGUCUGGUUAUGUCCUGUCCCUCCUCAAGCAAAUGGUGCUGCGCCCCGCCGUGCUCCGAGAAGCCCUCGUGUCGCAUUAAGAAGGGUUACUGCGUCACGGAAGAAUCGCAGUGCAGAGGCAGAAUCCACCACAAAGGGUGCAGGGGCAAGAUGUGCUUCUGCUGUAUCCCUGAUGGAACAAGUCCUCCUUGCAGCUGCACGGAACAAAGCAUGUGUACCUUUAAGAAAUUCCUCUCGGUAUGUAGCCCGCUUGGAUCCGUCACUGUGCCCGCCGACGGCUGCCUGAGCGUGCACAGCCCCAGAUACCCUUUUGCGUACUUUGACGGCCUCUCUUGCGCACUCAGUGUCUCAACGGAUUCAAGAUGUCAACUCGUCGUAGAUUUCUGUGACGUAGCUCUUGAGAAGUGUAUGUUCGACACGCUGCGGAUCGAUGGAGGAAACGCAAGUGGCGUCGCCUGCGGCCACACAGACCCUGCCCCUGUGGCUUCCUUGGACAGCAGCCUCAACUUCACCUUCUCGACAGACAACAAGCAGCGCAGCCGAGGCUUUCGCUUGGCAGUGACUUCAGUCUGUUCUCCGUCAACUACAACCUCAACUUCAACCACAGUUACUUCAACUACUACAGCAACUCCUGCAGAGACAUGCGAAAUGUGCCAGUGUACUUACACCGAGGCAGCUGCGGGUGAAAUAGUCUCCCCGAAUUACCCGAACCCGUAUGACAACUAUCAUGACUGCCAGAUGCGGAUCGUGGUUCCAGAGGGCUACAUCAUCAAGUUCACUUACUUACUGUUUGAAUUAGAGUAUGAAAAUACCUGUUCUUAUGACAGCUUCCAAAUCUACGACACUAUUUUUGCGGAUGGGCCUAGAUUCUGCGAUACCACCGCUCCGAACUUCACCGUCUCGUCGACCAACGACGUGACCAUAGUCUUCCAAACGGAUACUAACAUCGUUGCUAAUGGGUUUCGACUCACCUUUGAAAGCGUGGCAAUCUAAUCCGAACUGGAUCCGAGAAACACUGAGGUUGACUUUGCACGACACAGACCAACGGCAGAACACUUAUCAAAUUUCUCUGACGAAGUGACUGGAAUAAGAGAAAACGCUGGAAAAGAAAAAGAAAAAAACAAUCAGUAUACAUGGACCAUUGGCAAUGAUUCUUUUAGAAGGCUCUGUCGCGUAAUUUUACGUUCAUCACAAACCUCGUAUUAUUAAAAUUCGAGCAGAAGUUGAACGAUUUUUAAAUACUUUUAGAAUACUUACGUUCAUCAUUGUUGACAUUCGGCAGGAGUUGAGUAAUGAUAAAGAUGGCAUCACUUCCAAAUACAGAAAUACUAACAUCAUUAUUGAAACUAUGAUUACGAUGAUAAUAGCAACAACAGUGGUAACGAAAUUAACAAUAAUGAUGAUGCUUUAGCUGCUUCCAUUGCUAAUAGACGAAUAAUGCCGAUAUAUGAAUAUGAUGAAGAAAAUAUUGAUAAAAUAAAUAAUGAUCGUAGUCAUAUAAAUAAUAUUUAAAAUAACGAAGAAAAGCAGUUAACAAUAGUAUUAAGAAAUAUGAAGGUAAAAAUGAUAUGAUUUUCAUCAGUGUUCACCCCCUCCACUACAUACCAAGGGCAACGUAAUAUUGGAGGAACAACGCGGAAGAUUACGAAGGGAAAAUGAAGGUAAAAAACUUGCAGAGAAUGAAAAUGAAAUCUAUACAGAGAAAGAGUAAAUAAAAGUAUAGCCUUC
Penaeus chinensis is the source of this 2064-nucleotide messenger RNA. Its product is annotated as blastula protease 10-like. The transcript has 11 exons. The coding region runs from base 1 to 1329 and encodes 442 amino acids. NCBI's taxonomy places the organism in Eukaryota, Metazoa, Arthropoda, Malacostraca, Decapoda, Penaeidae. The record is from RefSeq and is a predicted model, not a curated record.